This is a messenger RNA of Alosa alosa (allis shad), 5781 nucleotides long. It is a transcript of the gene plxnb2b, whose product is annotated as plexin b2b. Gene Ontology annotation, molecular function: protein binding; semaphorin receptor activity. NCBI's taxonomy places the organism in Eukaryota, Metazoa, Chordata, Actinopteri, Clupeiformes, Clupeidae. Gene Ontology annotation, cellular component: semaphorin receptor complex. The record is from RefSeq and is a predicted model, not a curated record. Gene Ontology annotation, biological process: positive regulation of axonogenesis; negative regulation of cell adhesion; regulation of cell migration.
AUGCCUGUGGAACAACAACUCAUCCAGGCAUGGGAGUGUUUGUGUCUGCACUUGGGGGUGCAGUUUACACUCCGUCAGGACAGCUGUGCCCCCGCUAACUCGCUCGGCAAGAGCUGUUUCAGCCGCACAAUGGCUGGGCCUCCUGCCUCCUGCCAGGGCGAGGCGAGGCGAGGCGGCCUCCGAGUCAGUCAAAUUGAAAUAAAUGAACUGCCAGGCCUGACGGCGGGACAUGUCGAGCGUGGCGAGGGCAUCUCUGCUCCUGCUUUGGCUCUCCUUCGCCUGCUGCCAGGAGGCGAGUUCCCAGAGUUCACCUCAGAGACGCCCAUCAACAACGUGGUGCAGGACCCCCGCACGGGCCGCGUGUACGUGGGAGCGGUCAACGCCAUCUACCAGCUGGACGACGCGUUGACCAAAGAGCAGAAGGCCGAGACGGGGCCCAAGAAGGACCGGCGCACCUGCACGCCCCCCAUCAACGGCAGUCCGUGCCGUGAUCCCGUAGACACCAACAACACAAACAAACUGCUGUUGGUCAACCCCUCCAACAACUCGCUCAUCGUCUGCGGCAGCGUCUACAGGGGCAUCUGCUCGCUGGUCCACCUGAGCAAUAUUAACCAGCUGCUCUACUACAGCGACAGCAAGGGAGAGAGGACCUAUGUGGCCAGCAUCGAGGACGGCGUGUCGGUGGUGGGCGUGAUGUCUCACCUCUUCAUCUCGGGGAACAACUUCACCGUGUUUCUGGUGGGCAAAGGCUAUGGCAGCCUGGACAGUUCCAAGCUCAUCAGCACGCGGAUAUUGCAGAACUACGGCGAGUGGGUGGCUUUCGAGAGCGUCGUGGAAGCCUCUACUCUGCAGGCCAGGGCAUUCGUGCACAAGUACUUGCACGACUUCCGCUACACCUUCAAGGACCAAGGCUUCGUCUACUUCCUUUUUUCGAGGACAAUGGGUGGCACUGACAAUAAGAACUUCACUUUUAUAUCACGCCUUUGUGAGGAGGAUGCCAACUACUACUCGUACACAGAGUUGCAGCUCAACUGUGGCCCCGACAACCGCUUCAACAAGGUGCAGGCAGCCUAUGUGGCAAGCCCUGGGAAAGAGCUGGCCCGCAGCCUGUCCGAGUCCGGCUCGUACGGCAACGUCCUCUCCUGGGACAAGGUGUUGUUUGUGGUGGCCAGCCCUGACGAGGAUGAGACCGAGUCAGCCUUGUGCUUGUACCCCCUGAACAACAUCAACAAGAGAAUAGUGGAAAUCAUUGGUGCCUGCUACAGUAGCUCAGGAAAGAUUAUCGGGAAACCUGCAGUGGAUAUUCCUUACUUACCAGAUGACUUGUGUAUUACGCGGGACAAAGAUAUCGUGACUCAGUAUAAGUGUGGUGCAGACUUUCUGCCCUCCCCCCUGGCCAGCAAGCCAGCAUUUGCCUUGAAGGCUGAAGCGAUCUACACACGGAAAGGACAGUUGACUGCUGUGGCCAUCGCUGUGGAGCAUGACCACACCAUAGCCUUCUUAGGCAACUCUGUUGGAGAGCUGUUCAAGCUGCAUGUGUCAGGCUACCCAUACCCAGAGGUGUACAACAGGGGUCCCGGCGACACAACUGGUGAUGCUGUUAAUAAGAACCUCUUUUUUGACACAAGCCUGAGCCACCUGUACAUCACAACCAAGAAAAAGAUCACCAAGGUUCCUGUGCAGGCCUGUGAUCUAAAGAAAGACUGCCAGUCAUGUGCGGGGCUAAGAGACCCGUACUGUGGUUGGUGCGUGCUGGAGGGCAGGUGCACCAGGAGGUCAGACUGCCGCCGUGCUGAGGAGAGAAACGGCUGGCUGUGGAGCCCCAAGCAGCAGUGCGUCAAAAUCGUCUCUUUCCAUCCCCCGAACCUCAGCUGCAGAAAGACUCAGCAGGUGGACAUCAACAUCCUGUGUCCCUGCAGGUGCCCAGCAUCGCAGAUGGCCGUCCUCACGCGUGUCUUCUGUUUUGCAGAUUUCGUGGCCGUGCCUGUGAAGGUCUUUGUGAACUCAACGGUGGAGGUGGCUUCCAGCGAGUACAAAUUCUACAACUGCGCAGCAACCAUUCACAAGGCAAAGAACACCCCGUGCCUGUCCUGUGUCAGCAGCAUCUGGGGCUGUCAGUGGAACACGCGAGACCACACAUGCAGCGACAUGAACGAUCAGGACACCGACCCAAACAUCAUCCGACACAAACAAGAGCAAACUGUCGAGGGUGAGAACCCCGACCCAAUCCUCAUUCCUGUCGGCUACAAAACCCAGAUCAGCUUUGAGGGAAUCAAGCUUGACCCAUACAAGAAUCAUGAGUUCACCAUCGGCACAGACCUGAUGACCCACACCGAGGAGGAGGUCAAGUGGGAAGGUGGACCGUUCUACCUUUUCUCUGGAUAUGAGUUUUCUUAUGACAAAGCACAUGAAACCAGCGUUCUCUUUCAUGUGAAAGAUAAAUACUCAGGGAGGAAGAUCGACAGCUUGCUUAAUGUCACCUUAUAUAACUGCUCUCGGGGCCGGGAAGACUGCAGUCUGUGCCGGAACGCCGACCAAAGCAAGUACCAGUGCGUGUGGUGCGCCGCCAAGCGAACCUGCGUCUACAAGGAGCUGUGCUCGACGGACGAGUCUCUGCCGUGUCCAAACCCCAAAAUCACAGAAAUUAUCCCUCAAUAUGGACCUCUGGAGGGGGGGAUUGCCGUCACCAUCAAAGGCUCCAACCUGGGCAUCCACAAAGAGGACAUCAAGAAGAUCACGGUGGCCAGAGUUCCAUGCGUGCACCUGGACCAACACUACUCCGUCUCCACCAGCGUGGUGUGUGAGAUCGGCCCGCUGGUCCCAGGCAGCCCGGUCUCUGGUGAGGUGGAGGUGCUGGUGGAAGGGGGAAGAAAGGCUUCAUCCGUCACUUUCACUUACCGGGACCCUAAACCCACCCAAGUGGUCCCACAACAGGGCCCCAAGGCUGGAGGAACGGUCAUCACCAUCAUGGGACAUGACCUGAACACGGCCUCCAAGGAGGCCCUCCAGAUCACAGUUGGAGCGGUGCCGUGUGAAGUGUGUGAAGUAGAGACGUUCGGUACCAACAUCACCUGUAAGACGGGCUCGUACCUGGCGGGGGAGAAGGUGCCCUCUUCGUUGCUUCCGGUCACAGUGAAGUAUGGGAAGCUAACCACCAAACAGGUGCCCCUGGCCUUUCAAUUCCUGGAAGACCCCGUCGUGAGUGACCAUCAGCCAAGAAAGAGCUUUGUCAGUGGCGGCAGAAGGAUCAUGGUGACGGGCAGCGGGUUCAGUCUCAUCCAGAAAGCCUUCAUAAGGGUGAACGCCUCACUGGACGAGUUUUCCCAGGUCUCUUCGCCCAUGGAGUUUCAGCAGCCAGCAGUGAGUAAGAACGACAGCACCCUCGUCUUCCUCUCUCCACAAGUGAAGAAGAGUGAUGAAAGCCAGUCCUUCUCCACCUUCCUCCACCUGGACAAGAUGGUGGUGAAGCUGCAGCCGUUUGAUUACCUUCCAGAUCCCACCUUUGACAGUUUCCCAAACAAGAUGAUCAAUGCAAACAGCACCAUCAAAGUCACCGGUCGAGGGUUUUCCAAGGCCAUGUCGGCGGACGAAGCGAAGGCAUUUGUGGGUGACGUGUCUUACUCGGUCAACACCCUGGAGGACGACAAGCUCUACCUGGAGCCUCCAUCCCAUCACAGCGUGCGCAUGACCAGCGGCUCCACCUCUGAGCCGCUGCCGCUGAAGGUACGACCGGAGCGCUCUCCCCUCUUGACCAGCGGUUCCACCUCUGAGCCGCUGCCGCUGAAGAUCAAGUUUGGAAACAGGGAGUGGGUGGUUGGCCAUGUGGUGUACGAGAGUAAAUAUGAAGUCCCACUGGCCAUCAUCAUCCCCGCUGUGAUCAUUCCCAUGCUGCUGAUCAUUGCCACGUCAGCUUACUGCUACCGGAGGAAGAGUCAGCAAGCUGAGCGGGAGUACGAGAAGGUCAGACACCAGCUGGAGAAUCUCGAGGAGAGUGUGCGAGACCGCUGCAAGAAGGAAUUCACAGAUCUGAUGAUUGAAAUGGAGGACCACACCAACGAGGUCGGCGAGGGCCGCAUCCCCUUCCUGGACUACAAGACCUAUACGGACCGGGUCUUCUUCCUGCCCUCCAAGGAUGGAGCCAAUGACGUCAUGAUCACGGGCAAGCUGGACAUCCCAGAGGCCCGGAAGGCCGUCGUGGCCCAGGCCUUAAACCAGUUCUCCAACCUGCUCAACAGCAAGACCUUCCUCAUCAAUUUCAUCCGCACCCUUGAGUCGCGGCCGGACUUCAACGCCCGGGCCAAGGUGUACUUCGCCUCUCUGCUGACGGUGGCCCUGCACGGCAAGCUGGAGUACUACACGGACAUCAUGCGCACGCUCCUGCUCGGCCUCAUGGAGAGCUACGUGGACAGCAAGAACCCCAAACUCAUGCUGCGCAGGUCAGAGACGGUGGUGGAGCGGAUGCUUUGCAACUGGAUGUCCAUCUGUCUUUACCAGUUCCUCAAGGACACUGCGGGCGAGCCCCUGUACAAGCUGUUCAGAGGCUUAAAGCAUCAGAUCGAGAAGGGCCCGGUGGACGCGAUGGUCAAGAAGGCCAAGUACACACUGAACGACACAGGCCUCCUGGGAGAUGAUGUGGAGUACUCCGUGCUGACUCUGCAGGUGUUGGUCCACGGGGAGGGUCCGGACAUCACACCAGUGAAGGUGCUCAACUGCGACACCAUCUCCCAGGUGAAGGAGAAGGUCAUCGAGCAGGUGUACAGGAACACACCCUACUCACACAGGCCCAAGGUGGACAGCGUCACUCUAGAGUGGCGCCCCGGCUCGACCGGACAGAUUCUUUCUGACCUGGACGUGACCUCGGUGAAAGAAGGCAGAUGGAGACGAAUGAACACUCUGGCCCACUACAACGUCCGAGACAAUGCAACACUGGUGUUGUCCAGAGUUCUGCACACUCAGCAGUCCUUUGACCAGAAUCAGGACAACCAUGAGGAGAGAAAUGCUUUGCUGGACGAAGACAAGGUGUUCCAUCUCGUUCGGCCCAUGGAUGAGCUGGACGAAAUCAAGUCCAAGAGGGGGAGCAUUAAGGACAAGUCCAUGACCAAAGCCAUUACGGAGAUCUAUCUGACCCGUCUGCUCUCGGUCAAGGGCACGCUGCAGCAGUUUGUUGACAACUUCUUCCGGAGCGUUCUCUGCUCGGGGGCAGUGGUCCCGCCGGCGGUCAAGUACUUCUUCGACUUCCUGGACGAGCAGGCGCUGAAGCACGACAACGUGGACGAAGAAACUAUUCACAUCUGGAAAACCAAUAGCUUGCCCUUGAGGUUCUGGGUGAACAUCCUAAAGAACCCGCACUUCAUCUUCGACGUCCACACGACUGAGGUGAUGGACGCUUCGCUCUCGGUCAUCGCCCAGACCUUCAUGGACGCGUGCACCAAAACUGAGCACAAACUCAGCAGGGACUCUCCCAGCAACAAGUUACUCUAUGCAAAGGAAAUCUCUACCUACAAGAAGAUGGUGGACGACUACUACAAAGGCAUCCGGCAGAUGGUCUCAGUCAGCGAUCAGGACAUGAACACUCAUUUGGCUGAAAUAUCGAGGACCCACACGGAGCAGCUCAACACCCAGGUGGCCCUGCACCAGCUCUACCAGUACGCCAGCAAGUACUACGAUGGGAUCAUCAUGUCCUUAGACGAGGACCCAGCCGCGCAGAGUAAACAGCUCACCCUGCGGCUGCAGCAGAUAGCCGCUGCGCUGGAGAACAAAGUGACUGAUCUCUAGCCGCUG